Messenger RNA from Arabidopsis arenosa, 1817 nucleotides. Lineage: Eukaryota; Viridiplantae; Streptophyta; Magnoliopsida; Brassicales; Brassicaceae. The record is from the annotation of a GenBank genome assembly.
CUCAAGAAAGAUUCAAAUUCGAGUCUUAAGUAUGUCUGGAAACUCUUCAGGACUGUUAGAGAGUUCCGGUGGCGGCGUGGGAGGUUCCGGUGAGGAGGAAAAAGAUAUGAAGCUGGAGGAAAUCGGCGAGGGAGCCGGCGGCGGGGGAAACCGGUGGCCAAGACCGGAGACUUUAGCUCUAUUGAGAAUACGUUCAGAGAUGGAUAAAGCUUUUCGUGACUCUACUCUUAAAGCUCCCUUAUGGGAAGAAAUCUCCAGGAAAAUGAUGGAGCUUGGAUACAAGAGAAGUUCAAAGAAAUGCAAGGAGAAGUUCGAGAACGUGUACAAUUCCUACCAACCUGAACCGGAGUCGCAGCCAGCGAAAUCUUCUGCAGCCGUCACGACCGUCCCCGGAACCACUACCUUGAUACCAUGGAUAAGCUCUAGCAAUCCAUCAACCGAAAAAAUUUCUUCACCGUUGAAACAUCAUCAUCAGGUUAGUGCACAGCCCAUUAGCACAAACCCUACCUUCCUCGGCAAGCAACCAUCGUCUACGACGCCUUUCCCUUUAUAUAGUAACAACAAUACUACUACUGUUAGCCAGCCGCCAAUUCCAAAUGACCUGAUGAACAAUGUUUCAUCGCUGAAUCUUUUCUCGAGCUCAACUUCUUCAUCUACUGCAUCUGACGAGGAAGAAGAUCAUCAUCAGGGAAAGAGAUCGAGAAAGAAGAGGAAGUAUUGGAAAGGAUUGUUUACGAAGUUGACAAAAGAGUUGAUGGAGAAACAAGAGAAGAUGCAAAAAAGGUUCUUGGAAACACUGGAGUAUCGUGAAAAAGAGAGAAUCUCAAGAGAAGAAGCUUGGAGGGUCCAAGAGAUAGCGAGAAUCAACAGAGAACACGAAAUUUUAAUCCAUGAGAGGUCCAAUGCUGCAGCUAAAGACGCUGCAAUCAUAUCCUUCUUACACAAAAUCUCAGGAGGACAACCACAACAACCGCAACAGCAUAAUCAUAAACCAUCACAAAGGAAACAAUAUCUAAGCGAUCAUUCAAUAACGUUUGAGAGUAAAGAGCCAAGGCCGGUACUAUUGGAUACAACAAUGAAGAUGGGGAAUUACGAUAACAACCAUUCGGUAUCUCCUAGUUCUUCAAGAUGGCCUAAAACCGAGGUCGAGGCCUUGAUAAGGAUAAGGAAGAAUCUUGAAGCUAACUAUCAAGAAAAUGGUACUAAGGGGCCAUUAUGGGAAGAGAUCUCUGCAGGGAUGAGAAGAUUGGGAUACAAUAGAAGCGCGAAACGAUGCAAAGAGAAGUGGGAAAACAUAAACAAGUACUUUAAGAAAGUCAAAGAAAGCAACAAGAAACGUCCCCUUGAUUCCAAGACUUGCCCUUAUUUUCACCAGCUCGAAGCUUUAUACAACGAGAGGAACAAAAGUGGGACAAUGCCAUUGCCAUUGCCUCUAAUGGUGACUCCUCAGAGACAGUUGCUUCUCUCACAAGAAACCCAGACUGAGUUUGAGACUGAUCAAAGGGACAAAGUUGGUGACAAAGAAGAUGAAGAAGAAGGAGAGAGUGAAGAAGAUGAGUACGAUGAAGAAGAAGAGGGAGAAGGAGACAAUGAGACAAGUGAGUUCGAGAUUGUGUUGAACAAAACAUCUUCACCUAUGGACAUUAACAAUAAUCUUUUCACCUAAAUGGUUUUAUAAUCAUUUUAUUAUAUACACUUUUCUGUAAAAUGGGGUUGAAGAAAAAAAGCAUAUACAACAAAUGUAAGUAAAUGGCUUGAUUUUUUAGUUAUUAGUAUUCCAUUUCGUGAUAUAUAUUUAAUAAAAUAAUUGUUUUUAU